AUGGCUGGCGACUUUUCUAACAGAGCACCUUGGAAGCGCUCGGCAUGUGAUCGCUGCCGCGCACAGAAGCUGCGAUGUCACCGAGAUUCAGGUCACUCAACAGACGCAUGUCUUAGAUGCCUCAAAUCUGGCAUCGAAUGUGUCACCAGCAAAGCACGUCCAACAGGUCGUCCCCCCUCAAGACAGGUGCAGCCAACCGUUUCAGUUGAGCAAGACUCUUCACCCUCAGCCGGUGGCACAGACAUCAACAGCAUGAUGAACUUUGAGUAUGAUUUGUCGCUGGACAACAUCUUGGACAGCAUUGGGAUGCAACAUUCCGAUUUCAUCGUCAAUGACAAUAUCCUCGUCGACAUCUCCCCCCUGUCGUCCCAAUCGACGAGCCAACACAGCGUUGCACAGGCACAGACAGUGGACCCUAGCACCAUCCAAUCGACAACGUCGUACCAGUUCAACAGCCUACCGAGUACCAGUUCCAUGGACUCUGCCUUACCCAUAAGAAGCGAUCAUGUUGAGCUACUUCUGUCAAGGCUGCAUUCGAAAUUGUCUGCCCAGCUCUACUCCAUCAGAUCGUCGCCAUGGGACGUAAAGGGUACCCUGAACCUUUCCUUGGCCCAUCAGGGUAUUGGUCAAGAUUUUGAAAACUGCGAGUCCCAUCCUCUAGUCCAGGUAUCACAAGCUUGCACUGAGCUCGAGAGGCUCUUGUCUGGCCUUCGCGCCCCCGCAUCUGCUGAGCAUACGCCCUCAUCAUUUUCGUACACGCCAGCAGUGCCACCGCGUUUACGCACAACACAGCUUCUCAUUGCACUUUCGUGCUACAUACAAAUUGUUUCAAUCUAUGGUAUCAUAUUCUCAAAAGUGUUCGACUACCUCCUCAGCACCUCUAAGACGUCAAUUGGCUCAUAUCAAUCAUCCCCAUUGACUCUUUACAUCGGAGGUCUUCCUAUUCCUCCCAAUGAAACAUUAUCUGGAAAUCUGCUCGUUCACCUCAUCGAGCACCAGCUACACCAAAUUGAACAGCUCAUGGGCCUGCCAGAGCAUUAUAGAGUAUCUUCUAGAGCUAAAGACACUAAAGAUGGAGAAUUGGGGUUAUUCGGGAGUCAGCACAAUUCAGAUGGCUCACGUGUUUGAACUGGUGAUCGAUCUAGCGAACUCUCUGGUUUGGCUGAAUCGUCGUGAAUAAUAAUUGUGCCGUACCCUUUCAUCCCGUGGGAGCGUAAUCCUGGUUGCCCGGGACUUUUGUGGUGGUGGUGAGAGAUGACUCGUGGUGUCAGCAUUGUGUGGGAUUCGCCGGUGAUCUCGGAGGAGCUGUUUCAGAUUAUUGAAGAGCAAGUAGACGUUCUUGGGGAAACGAAGAGUAAAUAUUCUCAUGAGAAUAACAGAAAUCGUGCUCGAUAAUUUCCAUGGCAUAAUAUAUUUAUACCAUAGCCUCUUUUGUUGGACCUCAAUCACGUUAACAUGAUCAGUUCUCCAUGUGAUCUUCAUCUCAGCCUCCAAAUUCC
This is a messenger RNA of Fusarium oxysporum Fo47, 1499 nucleotides long. RefSeq names its product Zn(II)2Cys6 transcription factor domain-containing protein. Gene Ontology annotation, biological process: regulation of DNA-templated transcription. Gene Ontology annotation, molecular function: DNA-binding transcription factor activity, RNA polymerase II-specific; zinc ion binding. The transcript is spliced from 3 exons. The coding region runs from base 1 to 1128 and encodes 375 amino acids. The record is from RefSeq and is a predicted model, not a curated record. NCBI's taxonomy places the organism in Eukaryota, Fungi, Ascomycota, Sordariomycetes, Hypocreales, Nectriaceae.